Coregonus sp. 'balchen' is the source of this 9752-nucleotide messenger RNA. The record is from the annotation of a GenBank genome assembly. Lineage: Eukaryota; Metazoa; Chordata; Actinopteri; Salmoniformes; Salmonidae.
AUGCUGACCCAUAGACUACGCUGCCUGCCUGCCAGUCACGUGCUGAGCACAGGGACUGUGGAGUCCAGGAAGCUGGCCAAAGUGAAAGGUAACAGAACCAGUUCUUAAACUGUAAAUUAUUUCCAUAAUGAAUACACCCCUGUUGAGCCCAUUUUUACAAGGCUGUCACUAGAAAUACCACAAAACGCAUACACUCUAAGAACACACAUGAGCAAAUAUGCGUGAAGUUCAGGAAUACAUAGACAGCAGAUUUCCACAAAACACUGUUAUGUGCUGUGUACAGUAGCAUUUGGCGGGAAUACUAGCCACUCUGUGUGUAUCCAGCACCACAUCUGAUCUCAUGUUUUGGAUGACAGAUCACAAAUAACCUUGACCCAUUGUGUUGCUUGCAGGUCAGGUGCACCAAGUAACACCCAAUUCAAACAGUUGUUCUUCUACAAUGUGAAUUAAAUAAACUUGACCUGAAUAGAACAAUACUUGUUUGUCUUGAGUGAAGAGGCAAGCAGUGGAGAACAUAGAUACAGUAGUGUGCUGAGAGGCCCGUACCACAGCAGCACGGUCAAAGCAGGAAAGAACAGUUCAGACGUCAGAGUAUGGCUUUGACUUAGGGGUAACUCCUGUUACUGGCACUAGCAUACAUAGCUCCAAGCCUGGACACAGCUAUUAAUUCAUUGGCACGAUUGCUAUCGGCUAUAUAUAUAUAUAUAUAUAUAUAUAUAUAUAUAUAUAUAUAUAUAUAUAUAUAUAUAUAUACACAUACAGUGGGGAGAACAAGUAAUUGAUACACUGCCGAUUUUGCAGGUUUUCCUACUUACAAAGCAUGUAGAGGUCUGUAAUUUGUAUCAUAGGUACACUUCAACUGUGAGAGAUGGAAUCUAAAACAAAAAUCCAGAAAAUCACAUUGUAUGAUUUUUAAGUAAUUAAUUUGCAUGACAUAAGUAUUUGAUCACCUACCAACCAGUAAGAAUUCCAGCUCUUACAGACCUGUUAGUUUUUCUUGAAGAAGCCCUCCUGUUCUCCACUCAUUACCUGUAUUAACUGCACCUGUUUGAACUCGUUACCUGUAUAAAAGACACCUGUCCACACACUCAAUCAAACAGACUCCAACCUCUCCACAAUGGCCAAGACCAGAGAGCUGUGUAAGGACAUAAGGGAUAAAAUUGUAGACCUGCACAAGGCUGGGAUGGGCUACAGGACAAUAGGCAAGCAGCUUGUUGAGAAGGCAACAACUGUUGGCGCAAUUAUUAGAAAAUGGAAGAAGUUCAAGAUGACGGUUAAUCACCCUCGGUCUGGGGCUCCAUGCAAGAUCUCACCUCGUGGGGCAUCAAAGAUCAUGAGGAAGGUGAGGGAUCAGCCCAGAACUACACGGCAGGACCUGGUCAAUGACCUGAAGAGAGCUGGGACCACAGUCUCAAAGAAAACCAUUAGUAACACACUACGCUGUCAUGGAUUAAAAUCCUGCAGCGCACGCAAGGUCCCCCUGCUCAAGCCAGCGCAUGUCCAGGCCCGUCUGAAGUUUGCCAAUGACCAUCUGGAUGAUCCAGAGGAGGAAUGGGAGAAGGUCAUGUGGUCUGAUGAGACAAAAAUAGAGCUUUUUAGUCUAAACUCCACUCGCCGUGUUUGGAGGAAGAAGAAGGAUGAGUACAACCCCAAGAACACCAUCCCAACUGUGAAGCAUGGAGGUGGAAACAUCAUUCUUUGGGGAUGCUUUUCUGCAAAGGGGACAGGACGACUGCACCGUAUUGAGGGGAGGAUGGAUGGGGCCAUGUAUCGCGAGAUCUUGGCCAACAACCUCCUUCCCUCAGUAAGAGCAUUGAAGAUGGGUCGUGGCUGGGUCUUCCAGCAUGACAACGACCCGAAACACACAGCCAGGGCAACUAAGGAGUGGCUCCGUAAGAAGCAUCUCAAGGUCCUGGAGUGACCUAGCCAGUCUCCAGACCUGAACCCAAUAGAACAUCUUUGGAGGGAGCUGAAAGUCCGUAUUGCCCAGCGACAGCCCCGAAACCUGAAGGAUCUGGAGAAGGUCUGUAUGGAGGAGUGGGCCAAAAUCCCUGCUGCAGUGUGUGCAAACCUGGUCAAGACCUACAGGAAACGUAUGAUCUCUGUAAUUGCAAACAAAGGUUUCUGUACCAAAUAUUACGUUCUGCUUUUCUGAUGUAUCAAAUACUUAUGUCAUGCAAUAAAAUGCAAAUUAAUUACUUAAAAAUCAUACAAUGUGAUUUUCUGAAUUUUUGUUUUAGAUUCCGUCUCUCACAGUUGAAGUGUACCUAUGAUAAAGAUUACAGACCUCUACAUGCUUUGUAAGUAGGAAAACCUGCAAAAUCGGCAGUGUAUCAAAUACUUGUUCUCCCCACUGUACAGUUGAAGUCGGAGGUUUACCUACACCUUAGCCAAAUACAUUUAAACUCAGUUUUUCACAAUUCCUGACAUUUAAUCCUAGUAAAAAUUCCCUGUUUUAGGUCAGUUAGGAUCACUACUUUAUUUUAAGAAAGUGAAAUGUCAGAAUAAUUGUAGAGAGAAUGAUAUUUUUCAGCUUUUAUUUCUUUCAUCACAUUCCCAGUGGGUCAGAAGUUUACAUACACUCAAUUAGUAUUUGGUAGCAUUGCCUUUAAAUUGUUUAACUUGGGUCAAACAUUUCGGGUAGCCUUCCACAAGCUUCCCACAAUAAGUUGGGUGAAUUUUGGCCCAUUCCUCCUGACAGAGCUGGUGUAACUGAGUCAGGUUUGUAGGCCUCCUUGCUCGCACACGCUUUUUCAGUUCUGCCCACACAUUUUCUAUAGGAUUGAGGUCAGGGCUUUGUGAUGGCCACUCCAAUACCUUGACUUUGUUGUCCUUAAGCCAUUUUGCCACAACUUUGGAAUUAUGCUUGGGGUCAUUGUCCAUUUGGAAGACACAUUUGAGACCAAGCUUUAACUUCCUGACUGAUGUCUUGAGAUGUUGCUUCAAUAUAUCCACAUAAUAUUCCUUCCUCAUGAUGCCAUCUAUUUUGUGAAGUGCACCAGUCCCUCCUGCAGCAAAGCACCCCCGCAGCAUGAUGCUGCCACCCCCGUGCUUCACGGUUGGGAUGGUGUUCUUCUGCUUGCAUAACGAUGGUCAUUAUGGCCAAACAGUUCUAUUUUUGUUUCAUCAGACCAGAGGACAUUUCUCCAAAAAGUAAAAUAUUUGUCCCCAUGUGCAGUUGCAAACCGUAGUCUGGUUUAUUUAUGGCUGUUUUGGAGCAGUGGCUUCUUCCUUGCUGAGCGGCCUUUCAGGUUAUGUCGAUAUAGGACUCGUUUCACUGUCGAUAUAGAUACUUUUGUACCUGUUUCCUCCAGCAUCUGCACAAGGUCCUUUGCUGUUGUUCUAGGAUUGAUUUGCACUUUUCGCACCAAAGUACGUUCAUCUCUAGGAGACAGAAUGCGUCUCCUUCCUGAGCGGUAUGACGGCUGCGUGGUCCCAUGGUGUUUAUACUUGCGUACUAUUGUUUGUACAGAUGAAUGUGGUAUCUUCAGGCGUUUAGAAAUUGCUCUCAAGGAUGAACCAGACUUGUGGAGGUCUACAAUUGUUUUUCUUGGCUGAUUUCUUUUGAUUUUCCCAUGAUGUCAAGCAAAGAAGCACUGAGUUUGAAGGUAGGCCUUGAAAUACAUCCACAGGUACAACUCCAAUUGACUCAAAUGAUGUCAAUUAGCCUAUCAGAAGCUUCUAAAGCCAUGACAUCAUUUUCUGGAAUUUUCCAAGCUGUUUAAAGGCACAGUCAACUAAGUGUAUGUAAACUUCUGACCCACUGGAAUUGUGAAACAGUGAAUUAUAAAUGAAAUAAUCUGUCUGUAAACAAUUGUUGGAAAAAUUACUUGUGUUAUGCACAAAGUAGAUGUCCUAAUCGACUUGCCAAAACUAUAGUUUGUUAACAAGAAAUGUGUGGAGUGGUUGAAAAACAAGUUUUAAUGACUCCAACCUAAGUGUAUGUAAACUUCUGACUUCAACUGUAUAUAUAUAUAUAUAUAUAUAUAUAUGCACUACCAGUCAAAGGUUUUAGAACACCUACCCAUUCAAGGGUUUUUCUUUAUUUUUACUAUUAUUUUACAUUGUAGAAUAAUAGUGAAGACAUCAAAACUAUGAAAUAACAGAUAUGGAAUCAUGUAGUAACCAAUUUUUUUUUAAACAAAUCCAAAUAUAUUUGAGAUUUGAGAUUCUUCAAAUAGCCACCCUUUGCCUUGAUGCCAGCUUUGCACAAUCUUGGCACUCUCUCAACCAGCUUCAUGAGGUAGUCACCUGUAAUGCAUUUCAAUUAACAGGUGUCAAGUGCUAUGAUGAAACUGGCUCUCAUGAGGACCGCCACAGGAAAGGAAGAACCAGAGUUAAAUAUGCUGCAGAGGAUAAGUUCAUUAGAGUUACCAGCCUCAGAAAUUGCAGCCCAAAUAAAUGCUUCACAGAGUUCAAGUCACAGACAUAUCUCAACAUCAACUGUUCAGAGGGGACUGUAUGAAAAGGGCCUUCAUGGUCGAAUUGCUGCAAAGAAACCACUACUAAAUAAUAAGAAGAGACUUGCUUGAGCCAAGAAACACGAGCAAUGGACAUUAGACCGGUGGAAAUUUGUCCUUUGGUCUGGAGUUCAAAUUUGAGAUUUUUGGUUCCAACCGCCAUGUCUUUGUGAGACUUGGUGUGGGUGAACAGAUGAUCUGUAACACUCUGGCUCCGGGACUUUUGGAUUUGAGCCAGGGUGUAUUUGUUUUGUUGGGUAUUUGUUGUGGGGUUGGUUGUAAGGGUGUAUUCGGUUGGUUGUGUUUUGGGUGUGUUAAUUGUGGUGUCGUGUGACUCCCAAUCGGAGGUAACGAGUGUCAGCUGUCGGCUCGUUAUCUCUGAUUGGGAGCCAUAUUUAAUCUGAAUGUUUUCCUGUGGGCAUUGUGGGUUUUUGUUCCAAGUUUAGUCUUUGUUACUGUUGGACUUCACUUUCGUCUUUUUGUUUUGUAUUGACGUGCUUUUCUAAUUAAAAGUCAUCAUGUUCACUCGCAACGCUGCGCCUUGGUCUCCUGUUAUAGACGAUCGUGACAUGAUCUCUGCAUGUGUAGUUCCCACCGUAAAGCAUGGAGGAGGAGGUGUUAUGGUGUGGGGGUGCUUUGCUGGUGACACUGUCUGUGAUUUAUGUAGAAUUCAAGGCACACUUAACCAGCAUGGGUACCACAGCAUUCUGCAGCGAUACGCCAUCCCAUCUGAUUUGUGGUCAAUACUAGUGCCAGAGCAUGAUUGCAUUUGACGCACCCAAAUACAGACACAUGCAGUCUAUACGUAGUUAGUCAGCCUAGCUCAAAUCCAGCCCUAGCCCUUACCCGUUAGAUAACAUGUUUUCCUUAUUGUUUAUGGGUUAAGCUACAUAUUGUUUAAUUGGUUAUGGCUGAUAAUGGUAUGGAGUGUUGAUAGUGUGUUUGCUGAAGCCCCUCUGUGUGUGUGUGUGUGUGUGUGUAGGACUCUUUGCCUUGCUGCUGAUGCUGUUGGAGUGGACCAGACCAGGCCUACCGUCCCCCAUGCGGCCGAUCUGUGACCUGCGGGUCCUAAAACACUUCAUUGAAGAGGCUAGAGACGCCCAAGCAGCCAUGGUGAGACACACACCACAUCCACGUCUGGUCUGGUCUGAGCCCGUAUUAAUAAAGCGUCUCAAAGUAGGAGUGUGUGUGUGUGUCCCCCUUUUCAAUUCUUUAUCAUCUUAGGGCUCAGAGACACCAAUAGCUUUUGCUGGCCGAGAGUACUCUGAACAUAAUUUGUGAACUGAGUGUGCACCGAUUUUACACGUAGAAUCGCAUGAAAAAUAACGGCAGUCAGACCUCUACAGCUGGUGGUCCCUAAAACACAGCAUGAACGAUAGGCAGACCAAUGCUAGAUCCACAUUCGGUGCGAUGUGUGCGAGCUUUAAGAGGAAAACUGAUCCUUGUUCAGCACUCAUAUUCUGAGACCCUUUAUGAAUACGGGCCAUGGCCAUGAACUGGUGCUAUUUACAGUGAUAGUUACAUUUCAUCUCACACAUCUCUCUCUUAUUUUCUAUCAAUUUUUCCUUGCCCGGUUUCUUUUCUCCAUCCAUCCCCCGCUCCCUCCCUCAGCUGACUUGUAAAGAAGGACGUGGUCUUCCAGAGCCUGUCACUGUUCCCCAAACCAAAGUAGACUUCAACGUCUGGGAGAGGAAAAAUGUAAGUAACAACAGUCUCCCUCUCUCUCUCUCUCGCUCUCUCUCCAAGAAGAAGAACCAGUCUACCUAAGAAUGUGCUCUACCGUUAUCAAAUCAGCAAUAUUUCCUGUUCUCACAUUGCAGAGCCACAUUGAGAGAGUUUGGCCAUUGAGGUUUCAGCCUAAAUCACAAAGCUCUGGUCAACUGGUGAACUGUCUGUCUCUGUGUGUUUCUGUAGGCACUGGAGCAAGCUCAGGAGGUACAGUCUGGCCUGUGGCUGUUAAACCAGGCCAUCAGCUCGCUACGAGCCUCUGUCACCAACACAGCGUUGCAAAGCCACAUAGACAACAGCCUCAUAAACAUCUUCAGAAUCGGAAAGGUGCUGCGCAGCCUCAACAUCCAGGUAAGCCAGGUCAGGGUUCAAAGUACAAGGGCUCAAAGGGAGAGUGGGGUUUUGGCAUGAGGACAGAGGACAGAGAGUGGUGAAUAUUGAGGUAAAUUAACCAACAGGUGAACAGGUAAUCAGUGCUACAAUUAUCUUUACUUCAAUGUAGUCAUGAUUGAAUGACUUGUGGAAAUUGCUAUUGCAGACAAGGAUAGGAAUGAAUGGUCACUAUCUUAAGUUCACUUAGGGCCCUGCCCAGAUGCAUUCCUAGAGACACACAAGGUUUAACCUGAAUGACCCAGUUACUACUAUUCCCACACAGUGGAUGGCGCAUGCUGCUGGUGGAUGGUUAUGCCAUACUGACUGUACACUCUUCGAAAACAAAAGGUUAUUCGGCUAUCCCAUAGGAGAACCCUUUAAAGAACCCUUUUUGGUUCCAGGUAGAACUAUUUUGGGUUCCAUGUAGAACCCUUUCCACAGAGGGUUCUAUAUGAAACCAAAAAGGGUUCUAACUGGAAGCAAAAAGGGUUAUCCUAUGGGGACAGCCAAAGAACCCUUUUGGAACCCUUUUUCUAAGAUGUAAGGGACUGUUAUGUCAGAGAAAUUCGGAGAAUGACAACAACCACACUCACAUCCACCAGUGAGGUAGGUCACUGACAGGCAGGCAGAGUUUACUGGGUAUACGCCAAGGCCAUGGAAAGACAAAAUGAGCUCCAGUCAUUCCAUCUGUGCAUUCAGCCUCAAGGGCUACUGCAGAGCUUUCAUAGUACAGUCGUGGUCAAACGUUUUGAGAAUGACACAAAUAUUAAUUUUCACAAAGUCUGCUGCCUCAGUUUUUAUGAUGGCAUGUGACUCCAGAAUGUUAUGAAGAAUGAUCAGAUGAAUUGCAAUUAAUUGCAAAGUCCCUCUUUGCCAUGAAAAUGAACUUAAUCCCCAAAAAACAUUUCCACUGCAUUUCAGCCCUGCCACAAAAGGACCAGCUGACAUCAUGUCAGUGAUUCUCUCGUUAACACAGUUGAGAGUGUUGACGAGGACAAGGCUGGAGAUACCUCUGUCAUGCUGAUUGAGUUAGAAUAACAGACUGGAAGCUUUAAAAGGAGGGUGGUGCUUGAAAUCAUUGUUCUUCCUCUGUUAACCAUGGUUACCUGAAAGGAAACACGUAUCGUCAUCAUCGCUUUGCACAAAAAGGGCUUCACAGGCAAGGGUAUUGCUGCUAAUAAGAUUGCACCUAAAUCAACCAUUUAUCUGAUCAUCAAGAACUUCAAGGAGAGAGGUUCAAUUGUUGUGAAGAAGGCUUCAGGGCGCCCAAGAAAGUCCAGCAAGCGCCAGGACCGUCUCCUAAAGUUGAUUCAGCUGUGGGAUCGGGGCACCACCAGUGCAGAGCUUGCUCAGGAAUGGCAGCAGGCAGGUGUGAGUGCAUCUGCACGCACAGUGAGGCGAAGACUUUUGGAGGAUGGCCUGGUGUCAAGAAGGGCAGCGAGGAAGCCACUUUUCUCCAGGAAAAACAUCAGGGACAGACUGAUAUUCUGCAAAAGGUACAGGGAUUGGACUGCUGAGGACUGGGGUAAAGUCAUUUUCUCUGAUGAAUCCCCUUUCCGAUUGUUUGGGGCAUCCGGAAAACACCUUGUCCGGAGAAGACAAGGUGAGCGCUACCGUCAGUCCUGUGUCAUGCCAACAGUAAAGCAUCCUCAGACCAUUAAUGUGUGGGGUUGCUUCUCAGCCAAGGGAGUGGGCUCACUCACAAUUUUGCCUAAGAACACAGCCAUGAAUAAAGAAUGGUACCAACACAUCCUCCGAGAGCAACUUCUCCCAACCAUCCAAGAACAGUUUGGUGACGAACAAUGCCUUUUACAGCAUGAUGGAGCACCUUGCCAUAAGGCAAAAGUGAUAACUAAGUGGCUCGGGGAAAAAAACAUCGACAUUUUGGGUCCAUGGCCAGGAAACUCCCCAGACCUUAAUCCCAUUGAGAACUUGUGGUCAAUCCUCAAGAGGCGGGUGGACAAACAAAAACCCACAAAUUCUGACAAACUCCAAGCAUUGAUUAUGCAAGAAUGGGCUGCCAUCAGUCAGGAUGUGGCCCAGAAGUUAAUUGACAGAAUACCAGGGUGGAUUGCAGAGGUCUUGAAAAAGAAAGCAAAUAUUGACUCUUUGCAUAAACUUAAUGUAAUUGUAAAUAAAAGCCCUUGACACUUAUGGAAUGCUUGUAAUUAUACUUCAGAAUACCAUAGUAACAUCUGACAAAAAUAUCUAAAAACACUGAAGCAGCUAACUUUGUGAAGACCAAUACUUGCGUCAUUCUCAAAACUUUGGACCACGACUGCAUAGACAUCAAACAAACAGCACCCUAGGCUUGUACCCUGGUGAAAUACUGCUGAUAUGCAUCAUUAUAGCAUUUCCUUCAUCAUGGGGAUAUUUUUUAUCUUUCCAUCCAGUCUAGUGUCUAGUGUCUAGUGUCUAGUGGCAAGUGUAAAAAAAAGUUAUAUUGAUUUCAUGGUUGUGUUCAUUAGGGUACACCGUAGCGAAAUGUUGUAAUACUGAAAAAGUUAAGAUGGAACCUCCCCGUUUCACGCUGUUUCGGACUGUUUUCUUCUGGUUUUUGCCAAGUGAACAAAACCCAGUAGGCUACUCCAUUUUGUGUAUGCUGACUAGGCUUGGGCGAUAUACCGGGGUAUUUAGACAUACCGACGGUAUGAUAUAUUUUAGCCACCUCGCGGGGGCUCAGGAGGGUGCGCGUUAAGCCACUGCCUAUAACUAAGUUAACUAUCUAAGAUGUGCCAAAUAAAUUAUAUCCAGCUCAGGGCUCCAGCUAUGCAUUUGGUUUGCUAACUUGCUAGCUAAGUGGCUAGAUGGCAAGAUCAAGGUUAUUGAUUACAGCAGAGACAAUCAAUCCCCUCCUGGAUCAAGAUCCAUGUUGCCUAAAUACAUUUUGUGCGUAUAAAAAAGAAUAUAUAUAUUUUUUUUAAGAAACAGCGCCCCUUGUGUGCACAUCCAGUAAUACCAUAUACCCUGGUAUGGUACAGAAACGAUAUGCCCAACCCUAAUACUGACAUAUUUCUUCUCUUGUCUUCCUGUCAGGAGUACACUCCUCCAGCAGAGGGAGUGUCUGGAAGUGAGGAGACAUGGAGGGUGUCAUCUGCCUCAGAGCUACUCCAGGUCCAUGUCAACUUCCUACGAGGCAAGGUGCAGCUCUUACUGUCCAACGCGCCCGUCUGCUACCAGGGCGGCAGCUGA